Molecule: messenger RNA, 1344 nt
Organism: Venturia canescens
Lineage: Eukaryota; Metazoa; Arthropoda; Insecta; Hymenoptera; Ichneumonidae
Product: mitochondrial 2-oxoglutarate/malate carrier protein-like
Exons: 6
Coding region: 50-958 (302 amino acids)
Molecular function (GO): transmembrane transporter activity
Source: RefSeq, a predicted model, not a curated record
UGUUUCGUUAUUCUCAAUAUUUCAACUGCGUACCAGCGAUCGAGGGAGAAUGUUGAUUAAAGUAUCGAACGAGCCUUCCGACGAGAAGCCAAAGUCAAAAAACUUGCCGCCAGCGAUAAAUUUCCUUAAUGCAGGACUCUCGGGAAUGGCAGCAACUUGCUUCGUUCAUCCGAUGGACGUCAUAAAAAACCGCAUGCAGAUGAGCCAAAACGGUGUAACGAUCGGGCAAACUCUAACUUCCAUUUUCCACGCUGGUGGGCUGACCAAAUUUUAUGCUGGACUCUCAGCUGGCUUACUUAGACAAGCAACGUACACGACUGCGCGUCUCGGCAUUUAUAAUCAGUUGAAUGACAUAGAAUCGAACGAGGGCAGCCCGGGAAUAGGAACGCUCAUCCUGAUGGCUGGAACAGCUGGUUCGACGGGUGCAUUCGUGGGAACUCCUGCAGAAGUGGCACUCGUGAGGAUGUCAUCGGACGGGCGACUUCCAGCCGACCAGAGGAGAAAUUACAAGAACGUGGUCGACGCGUUUCUGCGAAUAAUAAGAGAAGAGGGCGCGACGACGCUGUGGCGGGGCAGCGUGGCAACGAUGGGGAGGGCUGCAGUCGUCAACGUUUCCCAGUUGGCCACUUACAGCCAAGCGAAAAUUCUCUUCAAUAAAAAAUUCGAUGUGCCGGAGGGGAUUGGCUUGCACUUUUCAGCUUCGAUGCUCUCUGGGAUUGUCACAGCCUUCAAUUCCAUGCCUUUUGACAUCGCGAAAACGAGGAUACAGAAUUUAGAGGGCAAAGGAAAGCCGCCGAACGUGCUGCACGUCAUAACAAAGAUAGCGAGAACCGAAGGAGUGACAGCCCUCUGGAAGGGCUUUUUGCCCACUUACUAUCGAAUAGGACCUCACACAGUCAUAACUUUCAUCUUCAACGAACAAUUCGCCAAACUUUAUCGUCAAACUUUCAUGAAAUGAUGCCUGGACCGAUGACAUCGGAGCUGGGUUUCGUCUCAACAAAAAUUCAUUCACCGCUUGCUCCUCCAUUCAAGAAACGUUUAUUGAUGUGAAUACAGAAGUGUAAAGACUCCCGAGCUGGUCCAUCGUUAUCAUCGUGAUGGCGGUGUUGGGUCCGGCUCUCAAAUAGUAGGGCACGAGUCCUCGCCAUAAACUGAAGAAACCGUCGGUUCUUGCCAUUCUCACGAAAACUUUCCACAUUCCUGGUGGCUUUUUGGGACUGUGCCAGCUUUGGAUUCUAUCGAAUGACAAGAAAUUUGGGAUUUCUUGGUUACUUUUAUUUAUGAAGGGAAAAACAGUUUGUUUGGGAGGACUAACGCUCCUCGAAAUAUUCUGCAAUUGAAAGA